Messenger RNA from Aspergillus pseudonomiae, 918 nucleotides. RefSeq names its product 1,3-beta-glucanosyltransferase Bgt1 (gene bgt1). Gene Ontology annotation, cellular component: fungal-type cell wall; cell surface; extracellular region. The record is from RefSeq and is a predicted model, not a curated record. Gene Ontology annotation, biological process: cell wall organization; carbohydrate metabolic process. The transcript has 3 exons. Gene Ontology annotation, molecular function: 1,3-beta-glucanosyltransferase activity; glucan endo-1,3-beta-D-glucosidase activity. NCBI's taxonomy places the organism in Eukaryota, Fungi, Ascomycota, Eurotiomycetes, Eurotiales, Aspergillaceae. The coding region runs from base 1 to 918 and encodes 305 amino acids.
AUGCGUGCCGCUGGUCUUCUUUCUCUUAUACUCGCAGCGAUUCCCGCUGUUACCGCCGGGAAGCGGGGUACCCUCGGUCUUUCCCUGGGUAACAAGAAUCCUGACGGCACCUGCAAGUCCACUAGCGACUAUGAAGCCGACUUUGACGCGCUCAAGAGCCUAACCACCCUCGUCCGUACAUACUCCGCCAAUGACUGCGACACUGCUGUGAAUAUCGUUCCUGCAGCCAAGAACAAGCAGUUCAAAGUUGUGUUGGGUGUCUGGGCUGAUUAUGAGGAAUCCUUCAACAAUGACCUGAAUGUCUUGAAGAAGACUGUUCCCGGAAAUGAAGAUGUUGUCCAUUCCAUCACUGUCGGUUCUGAAACUCUUUACCGCAAAGGCCUUACUGCCCAGCAACUCCUGGACAAGAUUCGUACGGUCCAGGAUGCGUUCCCCAAGACGACCGUUGGUACGGUAGACAGCUGGAACCUUUUCUAUGAUGGUACUGCCAAUCCCAUCAUCGAGGGCGGUGUCACUUACAUUAUGGCCAAUGCCUUCGCCUAUUGGCAAGGAUCGGAUAUCGACCACGCUACCAAGACUUAUUGGAAUGACACAACGCUGGCUCUGGAAAGUAUUGAAAAGGCUGCUGGCAACAACAAGGACAAGAUUGUCUUCGCAAACGGCGAGACUGGUUGGCCCACCGAUGGCGGUUCUGACUAUGCAGCUGCCAAGGCUGGCACUCAGAAUGCUGCACGGUACUGGAAGGAGGCUGUCUGCUCUAUGCUUGCCUGGGGUGUCGAUGUUUUCUACUUUGAGGCUUUCGACGAAUCCUGGAAGCCCACCAGCAUUGGUGACAACGGCGAGGAGAAGGAUGAGACCCACUGGGGCCUCUUCACUGCCGACCGUAAGGCCAAGUUCGACUUGUCUUGCCCUAAAUAG